AUGGAGUACCCGGCGGAGAAGGUGGACGAGAUGGCGGGAGGCGUCAGCGGCGGGGGCGACUGGGUGUACAUCGCGUCGGACGCGAUGGAGUCAGCGGGUUUCCCAGCGUCUUUCCCGUUGAUGUCCAUGGAUGAGCACGCCGAGCUCUUGGACGUACACGCGGCCUUCCCGCCGUCGUCGUCCCACGCCGCCAACGCCAACGCCACCGCGCUCCCUUCCUUCCAGGACUUCGCGUCCGGCGACGUCGGCGACCUUCCGCUGACCGAGCUCGAGGCGUUCGCCGGUGGGAUGGAGUGGGACGACGAGGACGAGGACGAGCUGGAUCAGCAGAGUGUGGACCCCUCCUCCUUGGGGCUCUCGAUCCCACUGGAAAGUGCCGCUGCGGCCGUCGCGUCGCCGGGUGCUGGUAGUGGCGGCGGCAACGGGAGGGGCAAGAAGAAGAUGACGGCCAAGAACCUCAUGUCCGAGCGGCGCCGCAGGAAGAAGCUCAACGACUGCCUCUAUAUGCUGCGCUCCGUCGUGCCCAAGAUCAGCAAGAUGGAUAGAGCUUCAAUCCUUGCUGAUGCAAUUGAGUACAUGACGGAGCUCCUGCAUAGGAUCAAGGAUCUUCACGCCGAGCUCGAGUCUGCUGCUAGCUCUGCACUUGCUGCUGGACCAGCAGCAGCUAGCUUCCGUCCCUCCGCACCCACACUGCAGCCGUUUCCGGGCCGCAUGAACCCUAGUCCCACUGGUCCAAUGGUUAGAGUUGAGGUGAGGGCGAUGGAAGGUCAGAUAGUGAGCAUCCACAUGUUCUGCGCGCGUAGGCCGGGCAUCGUGUUGUCCGCCAUGAGGGCCCUCAACAGCCUCCGCAUUGACAUCGAGCAGGGGGUCAUCAGUUGUUUCAACGGGUUCGCGAUGGACAUCUUCCGCGGCGAGCAAUACAGGGUUGGUCCUCCGCUGAUUCCUGAGGAAAUUAAGGCGGUGCUCCUUCAGUAUUGUGCCGAUCUCUAG
Molecule: messenger RNA, 990 nt
Organism: Lolium rigidum
Lineage: Eukaryota; Viridiplantae; Streptophyta; Magnoliopsida; Poales; Poaceae
Product: transcription factor ICE1-like
Exons: 4
Coding region: 1-990 (329 amino acids)
Biological process (GO): regulation of DNA-templated transcription
Cellular component (GO): nucleus
Molecular function (GO): sequence-specific DNA binding; DNA-binding transcription factor activity; protein dimerization activity
Source: RefSeq, a predicted model, not a curated record